This is a messenger RNA of Rotaria socialis, 2061 nucleotides long. The record is from the annotation of a GenBank genome assembly. NCBI's taxonomy places the organism in Eukaryota, Metazoa, Rotifera, Eurotatoria, Philodinida, Philodinidae.
AUGCCUUCAAGCUCUCCGCAUUUGUCGAGUUCUGUUAAAGACUCUAGAAAACUAGAAGGAUCAAAUCAACACAAGAAAGUUACAAAUAAAAGAAAAGAAGAUCAAGAACAAAAUGAAGCUGACACAAACACAACUACGACUAAUAGUCACCAAAAUCAACCUAACACGGAUUUAAUAGAAAAGCUAUCAAUUUCACCGUUGAAAAGAAAUCAACAAGACCAAACGAUCGAAGUAAAUGGUCAAUUAUAUGCUCCAGUUCAACGGGAAAACCCAAAGUCAAAGAAAGGUUCUCAACAAUUAAAUAAAAGUGAUUGGUGCUCAGGUCCUCCAAUGACUUGGAGUGACCAGCAUGAAAAGGAAAAUAUUAACUGUAAAACAACAGAUACAAUUCCAACACCUGUUAACUACUGCUAUCUUCAGGAAUCAAAUAUAUCAACACCGAAAAGAAACAUUGAACAAUUAAAUAGAUCAAAUGAGCAUAGAAAGAAGAUUCGUCAUGAUGAAACAGCUGCAAAUAAUCAUCAGCAUCAUCAGAAUAUUACAACAAAUGACCAAGGUUAUAAGUCAUUAUGUACACCAAAUGUACAACCAAGUAAAACUCAUGCAUUACCUUUUGAGCAGCUAAAAAGAGCUGUAGGUCACAAUCUACCUUGUUUCUUAAUCGACUUCGACAGCAAUAUAGCUUUUCGGCAACUGCCAUCUGCAAUUAUUGCGUGUGAUAUGAUUCAAGAACACUUUAUAAAAAACAAAAUAUCUAUAAAUGAUUUCUCAGUUGCUUCAUUCAUUGGUCAUCGAUUGAAAUUAGGUGUUAACAACAUGGAAGAUUAUUCUAAACUUAUUCGUACCGAAAAAUGGCCUUCAACAAUAAAUGGAAAGAAAGUUUCGAUAGUAAAACCGAAAUUUGUUCCUGAAUGUUUUACACUCGUCGUACGUUAUGUUCCACGACAAGUUUCCAUUGAUUUAGUUACUGAAGAAAUAAAACGGUCAAUUAGCUCGGCAGACAAUUUCCAGCAAAUAAUGUAUUCCUUUAACCGUCCGACUAACGAUUAUAGAUUUACAGUUGCUGAUCUAACAGAAUUUGAAGGCGCUUUAAAAUUUGGUCGGUUGUGUAUUGCAAACAGAUUUCAUCCUAUUACUCAGUAUCUACCAGCAAAUAAAUUGACAUUCUGUACGCUCUGUUGGAAGAUCGGGCAUACACGAUUAGCUUGUAAUACACAAGAACAAAAAUGUCGUAUAUGUCUCGAUAAAUUUAAUCAAGAACAUAUCAGCAUCUGCUCUGGUAUACCACAAUGUGCUCAAUGUGGACUGAAUCACCAAUCUCUUGAUCCAAUGUGCAGUAUCAUUCAGAAUUACAGACAAAAGCUUAACUAUGAAGUCAAGCAAGCAGUUCAAGGUGGUAGGCUUAUUAGAAGAGGGGUUCAACGGUACCAUCAUCAACAACCAGUGCCUCCCCUUGAAUCAACAUCACAAUAUGAUACAAAUUUUCCACCAUUACCAAAUAACAACAACAAUAUGUCGCAAAUCAACAAACCAGUUAAUAAAGGGUGGUCAGGUAGCUACUCUCAUCUCACAACAAAUGCCAUUCCUAUGGAAUCUAACACAUUAAUUAAUAAAAUAGAAAAAAUGCACCAAGAAUUAAAAAAAGAUAUUUCUUCAUUAAAUGAGUCGAUCAUACAAAAACUUGAUGUCAAAAUAGAAUUAAACUCAAGCAACAUUCAAUUACAUCAAGUUAAUCUAUCUCAAAUAAACUCAACGAUGAUAUCAUUAUUGAAAAAGGUAAUAGUUCCAUUAGUUAAAAACAUAAAAGAAUUAAAAGUAGAAACCAAAAAUCAAAUUCUAACUGCUAUUCAAGUUUUGGAAAAACCUCUGAACAUACAAGCAGAGGAAUUACGAAAGAAAUAUAAAUAUCAAGUAGAAUCGCAACAACGAAAUCGUUUCGAACCUAGCUCAACAACAAUGGUAGAUGAAGAAAACAACAAUCAAUCUCCACUGUCAACCUCAACAGAGGAACCUCACAAGAUGGAUCAAUCGGAUACAGAAGGAGGGAUAAUUUCAAACUAA